UUGGUCUUACUUCCUUUCGCCCUUUUUUACAAAUUCCAUUUUAUUGUAGAGGCUGGAUUUAUUUCUGCUUUUAUACUAUCACUCGUAAAGAUUUCAGGCUAUGGUUGCUUAUGGAGGAGAUGAAGUCAAUGCCCUUGUGCUUGACGUUGGAUCGACAACGGUACGAGCCGGUUACGCAGGUGAAGAUGUACCUCGCGUUACCAUUCCCACAAGAUUUGGAUAUGUGGAUACAGAUAGUCUUCCCGACCAUCAGGCAGGGAAAGCAGUUGAUAGCGAUAUUGUUAUGGAAAAUAUAGAGGAUGAACAAAUGUCUGAAGAUCGGCAGCAACAAGAAGGUCAGCAAUCUCCUUGCAUACGACCAGCAACAAAAAAGAGACAAUAUUACAUUGGUGAUAACAAAAUAAAUAGAUUCAAGGGCAAUAUGGAAAUCAAAAGCCCUCUUAAAGAUGGAAUUGUGGAGGAUUGGGACGCUAUGGAGCAAAUCUGGGAGACUAUUUUCAAAGAUAUGCUGCGUAUUGAUCCAGAAGAACAUCCAUUAUUAUGUACAGAGCCAGCUUGGAACACGAAAGAGAACAGAGAAAAGAUCACCCAACUUGCUUUUGAAAAAUUCCAAUUUCCAGCAUUUUACUUAGCACAGGAUGCAGUUAUGACAGCAUUUUCUGCUGGUAGAGCAACAGCACUUGUCUUGGAUUCUGGUGGAAGUAUGACAAGUGCAGUACCUGUCUACGACGGGUUUGUAUUGAACAAGGGAAUCCUAUAUCAGCCAUUAGCGGGAGAUACGUUGACAGAACAGAUUAAGAAGCAGCUCAAACUUGAUCUAAAUUAUGAUACCACGGCACAAUACAAGAUAGCGAAAAAGAAACCAGUGGAAGCGGAUCAAAAACCCGAUAUAACUUUACGUCAAUUCAAAGAAGACGAACAGCCAACAGAAAGUUUUGAUGAUUACCAAGUUCAGAGAAUCCUCAACGAAUACAAAGAAACUGUAGGCCAAAUAUCAGACGUAACGUUUGACGAAGGAUUACUAUCAGCCAAACCAGUAAAAUCUUUCGAAUUUCCAGAUGGAUAUAAUCAUUCUUUUGGCAUCGAAAGAUACAAAAUUCCUGAGAUGCUUUUCCAACCAGAUAUUCUAGACAAAAAGGAAGGUAAUGAAGAUGACGAGGGGGAUGUUGAGAUGAAGUUGGAGGACGAUGAACAAGCUACAAUGACGACAGGGACAACAACAGUUCCAAAAAAGAAAUUAUUAGGUGUACACGAAUUGAUUUACAACAGCAUUAAUAAUUGUGAUAUUGAUCUUCGUCCACUUUUGUUCAAUAAUGUGGUUGUUACUGGUGGAAAUACACUAUUCAACGGAUUUAAUGAGAGAUUGAAUUUUGAAUUACCUUUGAAAGCUCCUGGGAGCAAAAUUAAGAUUCACGCCUCUGGCAAUACAAUAGAGCGCAAAAGUAGUAGUUGGCUAGGUGGUUCUAUUUUAGCAUCUUUGGGUACUUUUCAUCAAUUGUGGAUAUCUAGGAAGGAGUAUGAUGAAUUUGGACCAUCUAUUAUUCAUAGAAAAUGUUAAGCUCAGUAUAAUAUAGUCAUUCGAGUAUAUUUCAAGCAGAAAGUUGAAUAUUUAUUUGUUAGGUGUCAUUAGCUGGUAUAGUUAAAAUUUCAUUAAAUAAAACAUAUCUGAAGAAGAGACAUACAGCGUUCAAAAAAUUCAAAGC
Messenger RNA from Mycotypha africana, 1703 nucleotides. RefSeq names its product actin family. Gene Ontology annotation, molecular function: chromatin binding. NCBI's taxonomy places the organism in Eukaryota, Fungi, Mucoromycota, Mucoromycetes, Mucorales, Mycotyphaceae. The transcript is spliced from 5 exons. Gene Ontology annotation, cellular component: SWI/SNF complex; NuA4 histone acetyltransferase complex. Gene Ontology annotation, biological process: regulation of transcription by RNA polymerase II. The record is from RefSeq and is a predicted model, not a curated record. Bases 101 to 1558 code for a protein of 485 amino acids.